AUGCAAAUCAUAGAUCCUAAUACUAAUAAUUUUAUUAUAGUACUCGAAUUUGCAGAAGAUGGAAGUUUACAUAAAGACUUAAUGCUAAAUAUCGAUGAAAUUACUUGGCAAACAAAAUUAGAAAGAUUAUAUUAUAUUGCAUCAGGAAUUGAACAAAUUCAUAAUAACAAUCUGAUCCAUCGAGAUCUUCAUUCAGGAAACAUCUUGAUGGGAGUUAAUGGAAUUCUUG
This is a messenger RNA of Diversispora eburnea, 229 nucleotides long. NCBI's taxonomy places the organism in Eukaryota, Fungi, Glomeromycota, Glomeromycetes, Diversisporales, Diversisporaceae. The record is from the annotation of a GenBank genome assembly.